Molecule: messenger RNA, 501 nt
Organism: Strongylus vulgaris
Lineage: Eukaryota; Metazoa; Nematoda; Chromadorea; Rhabditida; Strongylidae
Source: the annotation of a GenBank genome assembly
AUGAGUUUCGUCGUUGGAAUCAAAGACUCAAUGGUUUCCGUUGCUGAAUCAAUCGGGGAUGCAAUCUCCCAAGCUGGACAAAAGACUGGAGAGGUAGCUUCUGGAGCAGCCCAUUCUGUUGGAGAAGCUGUCGUCAACACUAAGGACGCUGCUGCUGAUGCUAUCACAUCGGCUAAGGAUCAUACUGCCAAUGCAGCACAGAGUGUUGGAGAGUUCAUGUUUGGAACAAAGGCUGAUGGAGAAGAGAUGGCCGAUAAAGUUGAAGAUAAAUUCGAUGGCUUUAAGCAAGCGACUUUAAAGACAAUGGAUAGUGCUGGAGCCAAAGCUCAAAAUGCUAGCGAAGAUAUCAAGCAAGGAAAACCUGGAGAGGCUGUGCGUAAUGCUGCCUACUCAGUUAAGGACAAAGCAGGCAAUGCAUACGAAUCAAUGAAGGAUUCAGCACAAAGGGUGGGUCUUUUUUUUGCUGGAGGCAUGGAUUACGGAGCUCAUCAUUCCAAAUGA